AUGCCCAUGGUUCAUUGUUGUAAUCUUUUCUCAGAAGCUGAGGUAACUGUUGAGGUCAUGCAAAGUGAGAGGUCAGUGAACAUUGAGCUGGAAGGCACAGCACCAAAAGAGGCAGUCUCAUUUGAGAUAUCAGGAGAAGAGGUGGUCUCAAUAGAAGAUCUACCAUCAGAAGACAAAGCAGUAGUGAUUCGUACUCUUCCAACUCAGCCUGCGCCUACAGAAGAAAAGACAGAGAGACUGUUGUCUUUACCAGAAGAGGAGCUUGAAAUGGCUACUACGAUCAAAAUAGCUCCCUCUGAAGAACUUGAAGCUGAAGAACUUGAGGUGUUUGAUGAAUCACGACCAGCUCCUGAUAAGAAACCAGGAGAUCAAGCUGUGACUGUUGAUGUUGGCAAGAAACCAUCUGUUAUCAGGGUUGAGUCACUUGAGAGAGCUCCUCUACCAGUCAGGGAGCGCAUGGAGUCUUACCCAGAAGAAGAGUUGUCCGAGGCUUCUGUUGUUAAACUAGUUCCUGAGAGAGAGGAUGAAGCAGAAGAGCUGCCUAGAGAGGAACUGGACAGAGCAGCAGCAGACCAGAUCAAAGAUAUUUCUGUUGACAAAGCUACAAAGAAGACUGUCCAACCAAGGGAAGCACCAGAAGAGGUAUCCCUGAUUCAACCCAGGAAGCCUCUGGAAUCGAUGACGGAAGAAGAACUUCAAGAAGCUGUUACUGUUCAGCUUGCCCCGACAGAGGAGUUAGAAGCUGAGGAGAUAACACCAGAACAACCUGCAAAACUACGUCCACAGAAAUCAGUUGAAGAGGUUGUUCCCUUGGAUCAGGUUGAUAAGCAGAAAGUAUCUGUUAUUAGAGGUCCAGCUGAGGUGGAAGCAACAUCCUCUGUUCCAAUUGUAGAGAGACUUGGAUCAGUCUCGGAGGAAGAGCUUGCUGAAGCAACAACAAAGGCGUACAUCCCUGAGGACAUUGAGGAAGCAGCUGAGCUUCCAAAGCCAGUUACAGUUGACAUCACUGCAGAGGAAAUCGCAAAAGUUGAUGUCACAGUCGGCAAGGUUUCCAAGAAGAAACCAGCAUUGAUUACAGCUACACCACAAGAAAUAGAACUGACUAUUACGCCUACUCCUGACACACAAGAGGCAACUGUUUCACUGAAGCGACUUGGUUCUGUCAUUGAAGAAGAACUUCGAGAAGCUGCUGUGAAGCCAGUUACAGAGAAAGAGGAGGAAGCUGAAAGUUUUGUGAGCGAUGGGGUCCCGGAAGCAGUACCAGAGGAACUUCCAAGUGAAGCCGCAGACAAGGUAGGCAAGAAGGCACCAUCUGUCAGGACAGCUCCUGAAGAGGUGAGCAAAGUAAAACCUGUCAAGAAGCCGGUACCACUUAGGGAAGAGGAUGAAGCACAGAUUGAUGUUGUGUAUGAAAGGACAGAGUACCUGGACAUUGUGGAAGAGGAAGAUUUGAAAGAAGCUUCUACACAAAGACUGCCUCUUGAGAAAGAAGGCGAGGCGGAAGAAUUUGAAGUCGGUAAGGUUCCUGAAGCUAGACCAGAGGAGGUGCCUAGUGAAGAUGUGUCUUUGGAAAUGAUAUCUAAGAAGAAACCGACACCAGUCAGAGAGGCACCAGAGGAAGUCAAACUUCCAAAACCAAGACCCAAACUCGACUCAUAUGAAGAAGAAGAGCUCCAAGAGGCAGCUGUUGUAACAGUUGGUCCAGAAGUUGUUGAAGAAUCUGAGGUUCUUCCAACUGAGAUUACAGAAGAGUAUUCUCCUGAAACGGCAACAGCCAGUGUUGACAGAGCUUCCAAAAAGCAAGUCCCACUGAGAGAUGCACCCGAGGAGGUUAAACUUCAACGACCCACAGCUCGCAUGGCUUCUGUUGAUGAGGAAGACCUCAAAGAAGCCGUUUCAAUCAGUGUUGCUCCUCAGAAAGAAGAGGAAGCUGAAAUUUUAGUGGAAUUGUCAAAACCAGAGGAGACAAUGUCUGAAUCUCUUCCAUCAGUUGAUGUCUCAUUGGAGGUGUCAAAGAAGCCUACAUUUGUCCGUGAAGCACCAGAAGAGGCCCAAGUGAGGAGACCUAUUGCAAAAAUGGAUUCUGUUGAGGAGGAAGAACUCCGAGAGGCUGUAACGGUCAGGGUUGCUCCUCGGAAGGAAGAGGAUGUGGAUCUUUUCACUCCCAUAGAAAUGCCUGAGGAGGUUGCCCCAGUUGAAGAAGAUAGACCAGAUACAAUUCGUGAGAGGAAGCCAGUUGUCAUCUCACAUCCAUACGAACCAGAGCCAGAAUAUAUGCCAACGAGAGAGUUGCUGGAGACCCUCCCAGAAGAACAACUUGAAACAGCACUUACAGCAAGAAUUAUCCCACGAGAUGAAUUCAAAGCCGAGACACUGACCACUGAAGAAGUCUCUCCAGCAGAGGCAACGCCUGACAAGGCACCAGUUGAGAUAACCCUUGAUUUUGGCAAGAAGCCUCUGGUUCACAGUAUGCCUGGACAAGAAAAGGGUCCACAACUGUUGGAAGAGGUUGAAGGGAUUGUUGAGGAAGACUUGGAGUCACAAAAAGCAGAGGCAACGCCUGACAAGACACCAGUUGAGAUAACCCUUGAUUUUGGGAGGAAGCCUCUAGUUCACAGUAUGCCUGGACAAGAGAAGGGUCCACAGCUGUUGGAGGAGGUUGAAGGAAUUGUUGAAGAAGACCUGGAGUCACAGAAAGCAGUAGAGGUGGUUGUGGAAGAAGAGGAGAUAGUUGUGGAGCUACCAGUUGCACCUGUCAUCACUGACAAGUUUAAGAGCAAGGCAAGUGUUGAUAAUAAUUUCCUCAUUUAG
Patiria miniata (bat star) is the source of this 2811-nucleotide messenger RNA. RefSeq names its product titin-like. The record is from RefSeq and is a predicted model, not a curated record. The transcript has a single exon. Bases 1 to 2811 code for a protein of 936 amino acids. Lineage: Eukaryota; Metazoa; Echinodermata; Asteroidea; Valvatida; Asterinidae.